Bicyclus anynana (squinting bush brown) is the source of this 2939-nucleotide messenger RNA. It is a transcript of the gene Gmppa, whose product is annotated as mannose-1-phosphate guanyltransferase alpha. Lineage: Eukaryota; Metazoa; Arthropoda; Insecta; Lepidoptera; Nymphalidae. Gene Ontology annotation, cellular component: cytoplasm. Gene Ontology annotation, biological process: biosynthetic process. Bases 144 to 1385 code for a protein of 413 amino acids. The transcript is spliced from 9 exons. The record is from RefSeq and is a predicted model, not a curated record.
GUUUACACUUGACAGUUGGAAAUAUUUUCGUGGAGGAUUUGCAUUGUAAUUUGUAUUGUAGUGUAAACAAAAUAAAAAUUUUGUAAUAAAUUCGCUUUUAAGUUAGUUUUAACAUAAUUUUAUUAUAGUUGUAGUAGUGGAAAAUGUUGAAAGCUGUGAUAUUAAUCGGUGGACCUCAGAAAGGAACAAGGUUUCGUCCACUCUCCUUAGACACACCAAAGCCUCUAUUCCCCAUUGCAGGCUUACCGCUAAUACAGCAUCAUAUCAAAGCAUGUAAACGACUGGCAUCAUGCAAGGAGAUACUUAUCAUUGGCUCCUACACUACAACAACUAUGGCACAAUUUGUUAAUGAUAUGCAGAUUGAAUAUAGUCCUGUCAUUAUAAGAUAUCUACAAGAAUUCACACCUCUGGGCACUGGAGGAGGUCUGUACCACUUCAGGGACCAGGUGCGGGCAGGCAACCCCACUGCAUUUUUCUUGCUCAAUGGGGAUGUGUGUGCUGACUUCCCUCUAGAGGAGCUAUGGGCAUUCCAUGAAGAAAGACCCAAUGCUUUAGUAACAAUAAUGGGCACAGAGGCAACUAGGCAGCAAUCAAUACAUUACGGCUGUAUGGUCCAAGAGCCCACAACUAAAGCGGUGACCCACUACGUGGAGAAACCCAGCAGCUACAUAUCCACACUGAUCAACUGUGGAGUGUAUGUGUGCUCAUUGCAAAUAUUCCACACUAUGGCUGAUGCCCUUCAAAAGGAGAAGACUGGAUUUUAUAGCAGUAAUGGACAAGGCAGCCCUCCGCCUGGUUAUAUGUCGUUUGAACAAGAUGUCUUGUCGCCACUGGCCGGGACUAACAAACUUUUUGCAAUGCAGGUGGGCAACUGGUGGUCGCAGGUGAAGACGGCCGGGUCCGCCAUCUACGCGAACCGGCACUACCUGGAGCUGCAGCCGCGACCGCAGCGACAGCCGGGACACGUCCUGCCGCACGUGCACGUGCACCCCACCGCCGACGUCGACUGCACCGCUGUGAUCGGACCGAACGUGUCAGUGGGGGAAGGGGUCACCAUCAAAGCGGGCGUGCGGAUCAAGGAGUCCAUCGUACUGAACAACGCCACAAUCAAUGAGCACGCGCUCGUCAUGUAUUCUGUUGUCGGUCAAGGUGCAUCAGUCGGUGAGUGGUCGCGCGUGGAGGGCACGCCGUCAGACCCCGACCCGGACAAGCCGUUCGCUAAGAUGGACAACGUACCACUGUUCAACAGCGAAGGCAGGCUCAACCCCUCUAUCACUGUACUAGGUUCAGGUGUAGUGGUUCCAGCUGAGAGAAUCGUUCUAAAUUCAAUAGUUCUCCCACACAAACAGUUAUCUAGAAGUUUCAAAAACGAAAUAAUUUUAUAGUUAAAAAGAAAUUGUUGUAAUUUUUGACAAUAUACUUUUUUAUUUACUAAAUAAUUAUACAUAAAUUAAAAUAAAUAAUAUUGAUACAAAUAUGGAGGCUUAAUGUAAACCUUUGUAUGUGUCAGUUUAUUAUAAUCAUUUGAGUAUACAAUAUUUAUACAAGUUGGUACUGAGUAUGAAAUUCAUGUCCACACUUAGUUUUUAUAAAACAAACUCAGUAAACACUUAACAGUAAUUUUAUUAAAAUUUAUGGGAUUCAAAGUUCCAAAUAAGUUAAAAGGGACUCAAUUUGAUGACCCAAAUGUUAAAUCCUAAAUUGGAUCCAAGACCUGUGACUUUGUAUGGACGAACAAAUCAAUAAUCAACCUGUAUAAAUCAAGUAUUUAUGACGACUAAAACUCGGAACAUCCUGUAUAUAUCACAUUUUUAUCUUGUUAUUUUGAAAUAACAAUACCUAGUAAUAACUGUUCUUUUCGCACAAUUCUAAAAAUUCCUUGGACAUGGAAGCUCAUAGAAUGUCCCGUUUACUGUAAAAGGUAAUAAAAUAUACUCAAGGGUGAACGGUGGGCAUAAUAGGAUUGAGAAUCUAUGGUUCACACGUUUCUUUCAUUUUCGAGAAGCUGCCAUGCUAAUUUACAAUGUAUAAUUUAAGGUAAGCUGAAAAUAGAAAAUUUCAGAUACAGAUAGUACAUCUAUAUUAGUGAAUGCUUUUUAUAAAUCGCAAGUGCGAGUUACGAAUUCAUUUCUAUGUUUCUCUUUCUAUAGUAUCGUGUUAGAGGGAGAGAGAAAAAGAGGUGAAUUCAAAACUCGAGUACUAAAACAUCGUUACACAAUAGGCAUAGCUGCAUUUUAUUAAAGCUGAAAGACAACUUAUGCUCCGAAGUUUUUGUUUGAAGUUGUGGGUUUCAAGUAUCCAGAUUUCCAAUUGUCCAAGAGUAAAAUACGUACGAUAUUGUCUAUGGAAUAUCAUCACAAACCAGUUGCAGGCUACUUUGUUUCAUGGCAACCUUAGCUUGAUAUUUGACGGCAUUUUUACUUACAACCCCAGGAUACGUGGAUCAUUUUUACAAUUGAUUACCAUCAAGUUAAUUUUCCGUGAGUCGCUUCAUCUUAAUGAGACGCUCAACUUUUUUAUUUACGAAAAUUCUUGAUUCUAGUAGCUAACUGGGUUACCAGGUAAUAAAAAAUUCUGAGCGUCGGAUCGAGAUAAUGUACCACGCAAUUUGUAAGACAUUGUGGCUGUUAAGUUGUAUAACUAUUAAUUAAGCUACAGUAUAAACACAUCUCGUUAGUAAGAACAACAAAAAAUGUUCUACAGAUCCUGGGUUUACCUAUGAGCAUGGAUUGAAAAACGUUUAUUAGCUUUUUAAAUUGAGGAAGGUAAAGACAGGCUCUAGUUCUAUUAUUUAAAUAGCUACUUAAUAAAACAAAAUUAUGUUAAAAGACAAAAUAUUGAUAAAUAAAAUAAAUAGUUUAGCGAUUAAUUUAACAUAAUUUAUCUAUAUUUUUUGUAUAUAUUUUGAUACCUAAGAAUACAAUUAUUUUAUUCACAUA